AUGAAAACACCAAAGAAAACAACUAAUAUAGGGUUUUUUAGCACAUUCUCAGUUUUGCUGAUUUCACUAUGUGGAAUACUCUAUCUAUUUUCAUCCAUUGAUUUGUUACACAGCAAUGGUGCAUCGAAUUUCAGUGGUCUGCACGAGGACUGUGUCGAUCCACCGCUGUGUCACUCCCCGCGGCUAAGCCUGAUAGGGCGUAUGCUGUGUCUUCUAAGGGCAUCUCCUUUUGAUCACCAAGGGAAGGCCUAUCGUGAGUAUGUCCGAGGUCGACUCCAGCGAUUAGGCCCACGUUUUGUAAAAGGGCAGUACUCCCUCGAGCCCAUCCUCCGCUCGGUGGCGUACAAGCUGGCAUACAUGCACGAACCCCUUGUGCUUCAUUUGGCGGGGGACAACGGUGUGGGCAAAACGCGCACCGCAGAGGUAAUUUCCUUGGCCGUGGCUCAACGCUGUGGAAACGAGGAUUGCUCGCUUGGUGAAUCUACGCUGGUUCUAUCUGGCACUAGCUAUGAUGGGAUGACCUUGUCUGAGUUUCGACGAUCUAUUGUGCCGACUAUUUGUCAACACGCCGCACGCUACCCCCAUAACGGGGUUUUGAUUAUUAAUGACCUUUCAGCACUGGAGCCACAAAAGGUGAGGCUUCUUCUACCUGUGCUUGGGCGGGGAGAACGGUUUCCGGAGUUUCCACGGAUCGACCUCGCACGCCUUAUAGUGAUUGUGACAACUGACUUCGGGAAGGAGGGUCGCACACAAGGCAAGAGCCUUGACGAAAUGCGUUACUUCAUUAAUACUGAAUUUCAGGAUCUUUACACGCAUCGCUCAACCUCCAUCAUACAAACUUUUCCGUACCUUCCUAUUUCACUCGAGACUGCUCUUGAAAUUGUGAAUAUGACUAUUCAAGACCUCAGUUGCCGUUAUCAAAAUUCAUUGUCUAUUCUAGACGAAGCUGCUCUAUGGAUAGUAGAGAAAGCUAAACAAUUGCUCCCAGUUGAGAAUGGUAGAGCAGUAGUGCAAGAGGUGAUGCGGAGUGUUGGGCCGUUACUAGAGGAAAGGAAUGGAACGUUCUCCAAUAGCAGUGUUCUAGGCAUGGGUCUAAAUGGGGAGUUAGUAUUUUCACCAUGA
Molecule: messenger RNA, 1122 nt
Organism: Phytomonas sp. Hart1
Lineage: Eukaryota; Euglenozoa; Kinetoplastea; Trypanosomatida; Trypanosomatidae
Source: the annotation of a GenBank genome assembly